AUGUGUGAUGCGAUCGAAAUUCGUCUUGCAGUUUUCUGGAGCCAAGCAGGGAUACUUGCCGUCAUGUUCCAGUCCUUCACAGGAAGCUCUCGCCGUCCGAGGCAAGUCAACUUGAGUGGCCGUUCCAAUAAUCCAUUUGCUGCCUUUCCUGGAAGCUCGACGAAUCGAAACUCUCCUCACGCCGGCCUCCCUCAAAGUGCGGUGGCGAUCGCUCAACAAGAACGCGUUCAGAGACAACGUGAGCGGGAAAGGCGUGAUGCGCUCCGGAUCAUUCAACGCUGUUGGCGGGGCUAUCGCAGCAGGAAAGCCACACAUAGCAUAUGGCGGGUGGAGUGGGACGAGAACGAGCUUCAAAUGAAGCACGAUGGGGAUAUUGUGCGUGCCAUCAAUUCUUCUGAAUUCGAAACGGUUCUUGCUUCAUACCCUACCACAUCAUAUGGGACCGCGGACCAGUGCUUAACUCAGCUUCGUUUACUGGUUCAAUUCGCCUCCAGCAGAAGGAACGACGAUGUCCUUCGACUCGUCCAUUUUGUUGGCGCUUUUGAAAGUACUUUUCGAGCUUUGAACACCAUUGCCGUGGACGGAGAAUGGACCAGCCUACUGAAACGGCUUGCCAGAACGAUUCUGUUUGUACUACGCUCAGCCCCAGAUUCAAAAUUACCGAUAUUGGCCAUCGAGAUCCUUUUGCGAGCGACGAUGUUCCUCACAAGCUUGCUCCCGAAGCAGAUGGCUACGCUCGCAGAGGCGUAUUACGAAGUUAUGGGACAUUUGACAACUCGAAUGUCAGUUCUGUGUCCAUCUGUUCCAAGUCACCCUGGGAUUCCUGCCCACCUCCUUCAAGAAGCAGUCCUUGCUCUCCUUCGCCCAAUAACUUCCGAGACCAUGUCUGCAUACGAGUCCUUCGCAUUUUCCUAUCUGAGGAUCCCGAGCCUCGAAUCUUAUCUGGGAAACAUGGAUCACCUUGCUGGACAGAUAAACUACCGGAUGCUGGCGCUGGCCAUCUCCUCACGCUCGGACUCCAUGACCGUGUUUAAACCAGGGGAAUUGCAAGCACAAGCCUGGCUGCUCUCUUAUUUGAUCUAUUUCCAGCAACACACAUCCGGAACUCACAAUACCUCACAUGCACCAGAGCUUGAGUUCGUGACUGUCGUGUCAGACUUGUUAACCUCCACUGCCGCAUACUUGGUGCAGGGUCUUGAGACAGACGAGGGAACAGACAAUGUUACACCCCGAGCUGGACGCCCCCUAGACUCCUUCAUCAGGGAUCAAGUCAAUAGUCUCAUCACCCAGAGUAGCGUGACCGGUCUGCUCUCUCGCAUUAGUUCAUCUCCUCCCACCCAGUACAGUUCACCAAGACGUGACCUCGAAUCUUCAAGAGAAGCUCGAGUCCUUGCCAAAUUUGCCUUGAACUUACUCCGGAUAUUUCCAAGACGGGGCGACGAUAUUCGUAUGUGGUUGUUUCUGGGCUCAGCGCCAUCCACCGAGAACACUCUCAGCGACUCGAGUGCGAAGAUACCCGCGAUCAAAUAUUUCUGGCGCGCGACUAGGUCGAGCCGCAUCUUCCAGGUCAUUCGUAAUGAUUCCAUGAACGUUCUUCCGUUAUUAGUGCAGUCAUCUCACCAGUCAAAGGAGACUUCUGAUUUGACACAAGAUGACCGGGAUCAAGAAUGGACGACUAUCCUCCUCUUCCUUGAGCUUUAUACCUUCGUCCUCAAGGUCAUGGAUGAUGAUGAGUUCUUCUCCACUUCGUCUUCCUUUACGGUCUCAGACACUGCCAAGGCAUCUUGGACACGAGAAAGUGCAUUGCCACUUGGGGAGGUACAAGAAAUGACCAUCUUCCUGAAGAACCUCGCAUUUACGCUUUACUGGAAUGCGGCCGACUUGAGUAACACGGAAACUGGCCAAGCAAGGGUGAGCUUGAGCAGCUAUUUCAGCAGUGCCAACCAUAGGUCCAAUUCUGGGGAAGCCGACGAAAGCACCUCGGAUCUUGAACAAAGAUCUCAACCCAACAAUUUACCUGGUGUGACUGGGAUCCCACUUGACUACUUCAAGGGUCUUGUAACCGGUCUUCUGCGAAUGUUACAUGAGCGAGACUCGCGUCGCAAAUUUUUGCCUAAAGACCACUGGCUGAUGACUACCCGCUUCGAUAUGGAGGGGUUCAUCCCUACCGUCGUUGGCGAGGAGGAGAGAAGGCAUGAGUACCAAGCCCGAGCUGAAGAAGAGGGAGACCCAGAUCUAGCAGAAGACACAUCGAGUCUACCAGUUGGUUUGGCUGGCACUAGCCAUGCUCAGCACACCAUUCGACUCGAAUCAUUGCGACGUCACCAGCAGAAAGUCGCUCGAAGCAGAGUUUUAGCGGCCAUCGCACCGCGACUGGAGAUCUUGAGGAACAUGCCAUUCUUCAUUCCGUUUGAGACGCGAGUGCAAAUAUUCCGUGAAUUCAUCUACCACGAUCAAUACCGUCGACGACGCGGAUAUGUGGAUCCUGACCAAUGGCGUGCAUCCCUGGCCCAGCUAAAUAUGGCUCAGAUGACCAACGGACAUCAAGGGAUUGGAGAUAAUCUGGCCCGGCACCAAGCUGAGAUUCGACGUGACAACGUUUUCGAUGAUGCAAUGGCACAAUUCUAUCCGUUAGGCGAAGGUUUAAAAGAACCCAUCCAGAUAAGCUUCAUCGACCAGUUCGGUGCUGUUGAAGCUGGUAUUGAUGGUGGCGGUGUGACCAAAGAGUUCCUCACGAGUAUCACGAGUGAAGCCUUCAAGACCGCGGGGGACUUUGGCAUGUUUGUCGACAACGAUCAGCACCUGCUGUAUCCUAAUCCUACCGUCGUCGAGCAAUGCAAGACUCGUAUGCGCGAAGAUGGAGUGGCUGAGUCAGAUUUAGAAUGGUCUGAGCGAAUCCGAGAUCUUCUGCGCCGAUACGAGUUCCUUGGUCGUAUCAUUGGCAAAUGUCUUUACGAGGGGAUUCUUGUUGAUGUCAACUUCGCGCCCUUCUUUCUUCUUAAGUGGGCUUUGACAGGUGGGAUCAGCUCAGCUUUGAGGGAAUCCUCUUAUCGUGCCAAUUUGAACGAUUUAAAAGAUCUCGAUCAAGGCCUAUAUCAAGGCUUGCUGCAACUCAAGAAUUACUCUGGCGAUGUUGAAGACUUCUCUCUUGACUUCACCGUCAUCGACAACAUACCUGUGCCUGGAAGCCAGUCUCGCAUAAUAACUAAAGAGCUACGAUACAAUGGCGCUCAAAUCCCAGUGACAAAUCAAAACCGACUAGUCUACAUCUCCUACGUCGCGCGGUACCGGCUACAAGUUCAGCCCGCGCUCCAGACUAAUGCAUUCCUACAGGGCUUGGGCCAGAUCAUCCAGCCUGCUUGGCUCUCGAUGUUCAAUCAAUCCGAGUUGCAGACCCUGGUUAGCGGCGAGACUGGUGAUAUUGAUGUGGAGGAUCUCCGACGUAACACCCAGUACGGCGGUGUCUAUGCGAUUGGUGAUGACAACCAGGAACACCCCACCAUUCAGCUCUUCUGGAAGGUUAUGCGCGAAAUGAACAAUGAAGAACGGCAGAAAGUCAUUCGCUUUGUGACCUCAACUCCGCGUGCUCCGCUGCUGGGUUUCAGCCAUCUCAAUCCGCACUUCAGUAUCCGAGAUUCCAGCGACGAUCAGGAACGUCUACCGAGCACAAGCACCUGUGUCAAUCUGCUCAAACUCCCACGCUACUCAACGGCCGAGAUUUUGCGCAACAAGCUGCUCUAUGCCGUGAGCUCCGGCGCAGGCUUUGAUUUGAGCUAA
Messenger RNA from Penicillium diatomitis, 3777 nucleotides. RefSeq names its product HECT-type E3 ubiquitin-protein ligase. Lineage: Eukaryota; Fungi; Ascomycota; Eurotiomycetes; Eurotiales; Aspergillaceae. The transcript is spliced from 4 exons. The record is from RefSeq and is a predicted model, not a curated record. Gene Ontology annotation, molecular function: protein binding; ubiquitin protein ligase activity. Bases 1 to 3777 code for a protein of 1258 amino acids. Gene Ontology annotation, biological process: ubiquitin-dependent protein catabolic process; protein polyubiquitination.